This is a messenger RNA of Dothidotthia symphoricarpi CBS 119687, 2739 nucleotides long. RefSeq lists its product as uncharacterized. Bases 1 to 2739 code for a protein of 912 amino acids. The transcript has 2 exons. NCBI's taxonomy places the organism in Eukaryota, Fungi, Ascomycota, Dothideomycetes, Pleosporales, Dothidotthiaceae. The record is from RefSeq and is a predicted model, not a curated record.
AUGGCCACCGACGAUGGCCUGCCAUGGACGACCUCGCGAUGCAACCGUCUGCUUCGACCACUUUCAUCAAAACUCGCCAAGUUACGGAAAGAGCUUGCGCGACCAAGAAGCAACGGAGAGACGCGGAGUGCUUCUACAGCUUUUGCCACAAGAGGCUCGCCGAACAAAACGACCAACUUCACGCGACCGGCACAUAAGCCUCGAGGCUUUGAAAAGGCCAGAGAUCCGGACUGGAGACCAGGUCCAAAGUCGGGAGCGGCCAGCAAGAAGACAUAUGGUGGGCGUGGAGGCAGGAAGACGGUGCGGCAAGGCGGCUUGAGUGCUAGCAGUGUCGCACGUCCAGGCGAGAUCGCCUUCACGCCUCUCAUUGCGCGAAUGGGAGGGCAGUUUCAGAGCAGUCCUCAGCUGCAGCAUUCACCACUCAGAAAGUAUGGGAAGGCUUCCGGGCCCCUCCUAGCCAGUGUCGACCGAAUACAAAACCUCGUAAAGCAGUUGCCGUCCGAUCUGCAGAAACUAGUCCAGGGCUUGUCGGAAGCCUACGCGAACUUGCUCCAAGCAACUAUGGCGGGGAGUGAGAAGAGAUGGAAGGGGACAAGGUCGUUAAUGGGAGCCUGUCUCAGGAAGCUGCCAGCCUACAUCGAGCUCGAGGAGCACUUCGCGAAGCUGGACCAAGAAGAGGAAGAAAAUGAGGACGAAGCCGAGGACCGAGAUGUCGCAAAAGAAGUCUACGAGCACUUGGAAGGUCACUUCGAGCAGCGCUCAGGGCAGGGUUGGUAUCUGUUCAAGCAGGUUGUUCGAGCACAUGGCACCUCGCUAAUCUGCGACGCUAUUGCAGACGAAGUUUUGGGCCUGGAGAGCUUGUCGAUCCUUGUCACGCACUGCUUGAAUGUCUCCGCCUGGGACGAGGCUGAGCAAAUCUUAGUUGCAUACUUGCCCCUGCUGGACGUCUUCUCACUCCCAAUCAACACUAGAACGGAUUUGUUCGAUGGGCAGAGAUCACUUUACAUGUCGAGCGUGAUGGGAUUUGUCGAACGAACUGGACGUUACCGGUUUCUUUAUGACCUCCUCGACCAUUUAAUCGCUUACGAGCUUCUUCCUCUAGAGUGGCUGGCAACCGAGUGUAUGCGCCCGCUUUGGGACCGACUCGUGAGAACCAUCAGCGAAAACGACUAUCGGACGCUUGCACAAAGCUUUCGUUUUCUAGAGACGACCAUGUUUGCUGGCAUGGGACUGCCUGAUGCGAGACUCCUCGAGGAUGAGGUGAUCGGAUCUAUUGCCAGACGUUUUGUACCAUCGUCAAAGGAAGAGCUCCGACAGGCGUUGAACACGACCUUUUCGAGUCUUAUCACAGUGUUGUGCAGCAUAGCUCUGGUCAACAAUAGCCGCGACGAUAGCACAGGAAAGGUCAUCGCAGAAAGAGUUACUUGGACGCUGGACGCCCUCUCAAUAGCCCUCACGAAGCGGCGAGACAUUCGCGACGAGUUACAUCUCCUCGGCGCAGAUACAGAAGAUUCUCAGGUCUUUGCUCGACGAGCUCUGUGGACAACGUUUGCAUCGUUCUUGGUGCACUUGGAUGGAUGUCGUCAGGAUAGUACUAUGAUAUCUUUAGAUCCACCUACGUUGGUCACUAGUAUCAACACACUGACUGUACAGUACUCAUCCAACGGGAUUAGCUCCGCGUCAUUACUCGCUACUCUUCCUGCACUUAUCUCAUCAACAGCACGCGGCACUGGACGAAUCUGGAAAGACGAUGGUUUCGGCCAACUACAACGCCUCGUUCAAGCACUGAUGACGCUUUCCGGGUGUCGACUGCCGCACAAAUCAUGGACGCUCAAGCGACUUGCAUUAGAAUCUGUAAUGGAGUUUGCUCAAAGCACUGGAGAGGCUGAGCACAUGGCAUAUGCUCGCGAGAUCGAGAAGAAAAUGCACUCGCAAGGCCGUCUAGUCAUACUACCCACGCCACAGAAGACCGGUUCCCCAUCAGCAGGCGGGGGGUUUAGAUGGGAAGAAGGCAUCGGCGAAUGGGUAGCGUGCACCCCGUUCGCGAAGCAGGACAUCACGCGUCUACAACGACAACCUCUACGGGCUCUGGAGUUGCUACCCACACCAAUACAGUCUGAAGAUGAAGAAAAUAUGGGAGAAGAACACAACGAGAGUUCCAUGUGGGAGACGACAGCGUUCGAGCAAGAAGACGACGAUGUAGUUCCCCAGUCUUCACCGAUCAAGAGAGCACGCCCACGCGUCUCAACCUCAUCACUUGGGAAGCGCACACGUGCGUCUUCACCCAUUGUCGUCAUCGUCAAACGGACAUGCAUAACACCUCCCGACUCACCAGUGAAGUUUUACCCAGAGCUUCCUGAGGAAAAGGAGGAGGAUAGGGUUUCUGAGGGCGGUCUACGCCGAUCUCGCCGCAGUACGUACGAAGAAGUCGAUCCAAACACAUCCAGUGAGAGUGAUGGUGAGAAUGAGAGUGAGAGCGAGAAUUCUGAAGAUAGCCAGAAGUCCUCGGGACGUCGGAACAGCAAGCUUCGAUUGAAACGAUCUUGUUCAUCGUCAGGCAAGCGGUCACGCUCAACCCGAGGACAAGACGAUGAUGAACACGACGAGUUGAGCAAAACGCCUGCGCGGCCUCGGAGGAGACGGGCAAGCGGUAGGAAAAGCGUGUCCGGACGAAAGGGAUGGAUCGUCAAUGACGACGAUGAGGAGGAGUACAGCGCAGACGAACUGAGCUUCCUGUGA